Messenger RNA from Daldinia vernicosa, 601 nucleotides. RefSeq lists its product as uncharacterized. The coding region runs from base 23 to 580 and encodes 185 amino acids. NCBI's taxonomy places the organism in Eukaryota, Fungi, Ascomycota, Sordariomycetes, Xylariales, Hypoxylaceae. The record is from RefSeq and is a predicted model, not a curated record. The transcript has a single exon.
AGGAGCUCCGUAAAAAAAAAACAUGCCCGCAGAAACAACCAUCUCAACACCCCUCCCCGCCGGCGUGCAGCCCAGCGUCCUCGUCGCACUGCUGCACGACCACGAGAUCUACAUCCGAAUCACCUGUCCACAACUCAUAAGCUACACCCGAAUCUCACCACCUUCCUCUUCUUCCUCUUCUUCUUCUUCCUGUUCUCCCCCCUCCUCCUCCUCCUCCGACUCCUCCUCCGACUCCUCCAACAACCCCAACGUCGACGAGCCCCACACCUUCCAAGUCACGGACCGCCGACCCACCGGGCAGACCACCUACCGGCUGACGCUGACCAACCGGGCCGAAGGCAUCGACUCCGCGGUCGACGGCAAGGUGCCGACGGGGUCCAUAGCCAUCCGCUCGCGGUGGCGCGUGGGCGGGCGCGGGCGCAGCGGCGACGACGACGACGCGGGCCUGCUGCUGCUCGAGGAGUACGUCGACGUCGAGAGUAACAUGAUCACCAAGAAGAUGGUCAAGAGUAACAUCAAGCGGAGCCAUCCGGCGUACCAUCGGAGUUUUCUCGCCGAGGCGGCGGCUAGGGCGUCAUGAUUUGAUAUUUCCAUUUUACUA